UGAUGAAAAUAGGGCGUUAUGAAUGGGAUUCACUUUAUGAAAAAACGCCCUACUCCUUUCUCUCUCUAUAUCUGUGAUAUGUUUUUAUAGUAAAAAGCAGAAACGCUUUCUCAUAUAUUAGAACGUUUUUUUCCUUUUCUUUCGUAAUUUUCAAACAACUCCCUUUACCUUUCUGCUCUGAUAUUUCCUUAAAUACACAUAAAACAGAAUCAGAUUCUCUGCCCUCUCCAAACCACAAUCCUUUUUCUUGCCGUCGAUAAUGGAGUUCAAAUUUCGUGCCGUCGACAAUGUCAAACCACCACCAACCUCGCCGCAGUCUCUUUCCCCGGUCACAUAUCUCCCUCCUGAUCAUCCAUCACUUCAAAUGGACGGAAGCUUUUCUGGCUUGCGAAUGCCGUUAUCCGGCGAGGCGGCACUGAGACGGGAGAUUGAGAAGGAGCUAAUCCGUCGAGAAAUUUUGCGGCGAAGUGAGUUGGAGGAGGAAGUGAGAAGGGAGCUUGCAAUGGAGAAAGAAUUGGGGAUUUCAAUACAGAGGCCGCUCAUGAAUAUUCAGGGACUAAUGUCUCAUUGGUCGAACUCAACCGUGAUGAACCCUGUUUCUCUUGCUCAUAUCCGUGCUUCACAACCACCGUCGAUUUUGCCCCCUUCUCCGGAGAUCAGUGACAAGGACAAAGUUAUAGUGCUGGCUAAGCCAGAUCCCGAUCUCUUUAAUGCAAAGCGAAAAGCAACGGCACCUCCUGUUUCUGAAAAUGAACCUUUUGCGUUUAGUUUGAAGAAAAAAUCGAAGGAGGAGUGGAGCUGUGCACUCUGUGAAGUUAAAGCUACAAGUGAGAGUGGUUUGAAUGCUCAUUUGAACGGUAAGAAACACAAGGCCAGAGAAGCAGGACAGAAGAGGAAGAUUGCCAGGAGAAACAAAAAAAGUGGGAAAAAUGUGAAGGCUACUCAAACUGUUGUUGAUACCACAGAGUUAGGUAUUGAUGCUGAAAAAGAUCAACAGCUUCUUCAACCUUGCACAGCCUUGGAAGCCAUGAAUGAGACUGUUGUUGAUAAGGGUGUUGAAGAAAGUAAAAAAGAGGAGCAGCUUGUGAAGACAGUGGCUGAUAAUGAUACAAGUGCAACAGAAUCAAAAAAUGACAAGUUUGUGGCGAUGAGGGUUGGUAAAAAUGAGGAGCAACUUGGGGAAACAGUUGCUGAUAAUGGUGGAAGUGUAAUAAAAUCCACAAAUGAGGAUAAGCUCGUGGAGAUGAUGAUCGGUAAUGAUAUUAUAAAAUUUGAAAACGGGGGGCUGGUUGCGGAGAAAAGCCAAAAUGUAGGCUCUUUGGAGAGUAUAAAAGAUGCUGCAAUCGAGAAAGCGGAGAAGAGAAGUGCAUUAACAAAAAGGAGAAAGGUUGAACCUUUGUGGUGUGAAAUUUGUGAAAUUAGCACUUUCUCAAAAGCUGUGAUGGAAGGUCAUGUGAAAGGGAAAAAGCACAUAAAGAAAAUGAACAAGUUUGGACAAAACAAUGCAAGUCCCCCAUCCACAUCUUCUGUAUCACAAAAAGCUCCUAGGUUGAUCAAAGAUGCAUAAACUGUCAACAACUAAACAAGUUAAAGGGAGAACCAACACUAAGAAAGAAGUGAUUUUUUUUUCUAAUUUAGAUUAAGUACAUCAUCUAGUAGGUGAAUUAAUGAAGGAUUAUUAGCAUAUGCAAAGUGUUAUGUUAAUUUCCUGCAACUACAUAUUUCUAAAAUUAACCUGCAAACAUUUUGAAGUGUUUUAUUAUUAAUGUAAUGUAAUGGAGAUCAUUACCUCAUGAACUCAUUUGACUUGUUAUGCUACAUCUCUCAAUACAUAUCACAUAUAUUUACUUAUUAGGAGUAUUA
Molecule: messenger RNA, 1863 nt
Organism: Lathyrus oleraceus (garden pea)
Lineage: Eukaryota; Viridiplantae; Streptophyta; Magnoliopsida; Fabales; Fabaceae
Exons: 3
Coding region: 260-1567 (435 amino acids)
Molecular function (GO): zinc ion binding; nucleic acid binding
Source: RefSeq, a predicted model, not a curated record